This is a messenger RNA of Wallemia ichthyophaga EXF-994, 1092 nucleotides long. RefSeq lists its product as uncharacterized. The transcript is spliced from 5 exons. Gene Ontology annotation, biological process: proton motive force-driven ATP synthesis. NCBI's taxonomy places the organism in Eukaryota, Fungi, Basidiomycota, Wallemiomycetes, Wallemiales, Wallemiaceae. The coding region runs from base 1 to 1092 and encodes 363 amino acids. The record is from RefSeq and is a predicted model, not a curated record. Gene Ontology annotation, molecular function: proton-transporting ATP synthase activity, rotational mechanism.
AUGUCAAGAUUAUCUUAUUCUCAAUUGGAAUUUGAACUCGAGCAAGGUACGGGUGACCAACAGCUCAAGCGUAUUCAGGCAAAGUAUGGAAUAGCCGCGAAAAGGCAACUUUUGAAUAGAGUUGCAAAACUUGAAACUGCGCAUGCAAUUGGCAAAUCAAGUGCAGAAUUAGAUGCGCGAAGGACCGUGUUCAGACUUUCGCAUGAUCAAUUGGCGGGUAUGAUAUCGCAAGGUGCAAAAUGGGCUGAAAUUGGCCGUGAAGCUGGCGUCAGGUCCACCUAUGCUCAAGCGGUCUGGGCUUCUAUACAGGAUAAUUAUCCGGGAAUUAAAUAUGCACAUGGAAAAGGUCGUGGUAGGAAUGGUCAUCCAGUCACCGAUCAAGAUAAAAACUCGGUUCUUCUAUUCAGACAAGGUCAUAUAACGCGUGCACAAGCGUAUGAAAGUUUAACUGCAUGUGGGAGAACUAGAGGUGGAGCUAAACAGAUACUCAACAAGUAUUCACACAGUAAUCUCGAUAAUUUAACUGUGACGACACAAAGACCGCGUGCGCAGUCUAACGCAUCCAUUAGCUCAAUUGAGACAAGCUACGAUCAACAGCGAAGAGUAUUAACACCACCACUGUCAUUGUCAUCUAGCAACGGUUCAUCAUUGGAUGGCUCGCCUGAAUCUGGAAAUGAGGCAAAUACGGCGAUUACGGGAAGUACACCAAAAUCACCAGUUACGCCAAUUUCGCUGCCAAUAUCAUCAUUGCUACAGCCAGAAGGACAAGAGGGAGAGGAUGAAGAGCCACCAAAGUUACGAUCAGAUAGAACAGGAUUGGGAUUGAGAUUAAGUGAAGGAUACGGCUACUACUAUACCAACAAGUUACCACCAAUAUCAGUGAAUAGGAUGUCUAAUAAGUCUGGUGCUGCCUGGAGAUCACACUUCUCUUACAACCGCUUCGUUACUGUAGCUGCACGCGCUGUUCGUAACUCUCUCAACGAGAAAGAAAGAUCUAUCGCUGCUCGUCGUGGUGAAACCGCUCUCAGAUACACCGAAUACGAGAAUGGCGCUCCUUCUGGCUUCAAACCAGUCACUGAGGAAUCAAAGUAG